AUGACUUUGCAUCGUCUUAUCUUCACCCAACAAAAAAUUCGAGUACAACAAAAUUUGCGAUUAGUGUCGUCUUCCAGAAGAACCUCUUCCAGAUCUUCCAUGGCUCAAGAGUUUCAGGUUCCAGUUCCUUGGGGCGUUAUUGCAGGCAAGGAAUGGGGAGAUCCGAAUGGGAAACCAUGGAUUGUGCUUCAUGGCUGGUUGGACAAUUGCGGGUCUUUUGACACUCUGGCACCAAUAUUUCCCAAGGAUCAUCGUUUACUCUGUAUUGAUUAUCCCGGCCACGGUUUCUCGUCGCCGGUUCCCGAUGGUUUUAGUUAUCACUUUCUGGACGGGCUUCAGCAUAUUCGAAGAGUGGCGAAGCACUUCGAGUUGUCCAAAUUUUCUUUGAUGGGACAUUCCAUGGGAGGAGGGAUCUCGGCUUUAUUUUCGGCCACAUUUCCGGAAAUGGUGGAACGCCUCAUUCUCGUCGACUCAGUUAAACCCGUUACUAGACCUAGAGAUAGAAUCAUUGAUCGCACUAAAGCCUCGAUUGACGAGUUGUUGGCCUUUGAAGCGAAAAUGAACUCCGGGAGAGCGCCUUUGUACACCUACGAUCAAGCUAAAGAGAGGUUGAUUCAAGGCUCCUUCCAGCUGCAUGGGAAAGAGGUGAUCACCGACGAAUCUGCGGAUAUCCUUUUAAAACGAGGCUUGAAAAGGGUUCGAGAAGGCCCAGAUAAUGAGGCAUGCUUCACUUUCACCCGAGACAUUCGCCAUAGGGUGACCAGUCUUUACAGUCUGACGCAAGAAGUGAUUGAAGACUUUGCAUCCAGGAUCAAGGGUCCUUUCCUUUUGAUCAAGGCCACAGGUGGCAAAGGUUAUGAAGACCCUCAAAACCUGACUGAUGUGAUCGCCAAGUAUAAGAGCAAUCCGGAUUUUGUUUACACUGAAGUCGAAGGCACACAUCACGUGCAUUUAAAUGAGCCUCAAAAAGUAAUGGCAGAUAUUCAUUUGUUCUUGGAGCGAUAUCCCGGACAAUCCAUCGGUCACUCCGCUGGUAGUAAAAUAUAGUUACCAAUCGAAAAUCGUUUCCCCACUUUAGGCGAAGGAGUUGUUAACAAUGCUAAUGUUAUGUAUAUUUUUACCCGGCGACAAAUAUAAAUUGAAAAGCUUGCACCGCCCA
Molecule: messenger RNA, 1159 nt
Organism: Tigriopus californicus
Lineage: Eukaryota; Metazoa; Arthropoda; Copepoda; Harpacticoida; Harpacticidae
Product: serine hydrolase-like protein
Exons: 3
Coding region: 1-1047 (348 amino acids)
Source: RefSeq, a predicted model, not a curated record